AUGGACUUGCAUAGCCCAGGCAGUUCAUCUUCCAAAAUGGAUGUGCAACAGAACAGCUCUGCCCAGUUAAACCAAGAGGGAAAUGGGAACCAACCUCAUCAAAUAACACUAACGGAGCAGGAUAUUAAAAGAAUUUAUGAACUUUGGAAGUUCUCCGUUAUAAUCAAACUAAUUGGAAAAAGAAUUCUCCACCAGUAUCUAAAAGCAAAGGUUCAAGCUUUAUGGAGGCCAUCUGAAAAUUUCUCCUUAAUAGACCCAGGAGAGGACUAUUACACGCUCCCAACCGAAUUCUAUGAUGGCAUUAUACUCACGAAAAUUGGGAAUGCUAUUGGAGAACUUCUAAAAAUCGACGCCUGUACCUCUUCUACUCUUCGAGGGCGUUAUGCACGUUUAUGUGUCCAAUUGCCACUGAAAGAAAAAGUGCAGCCCUAUAUCCUUAUUGGAUCUCACAAACAAGUUAUAUUAUAUGAAGGAGAUAAUAUUUUAUGUAAGAAUUGUGGUUUCCUUGGACAUUCAACUGCCAAAUGUACACGCAUAAUCACACACAGUACAAAUUCGACCAAUGAAGAAGGCAAAUCAGAAGAACAAACAGUUCCCAAAGGCCAUGAGUGGCAAACUGUUCCAUUUCCCAAGAAGAGGAGACCAAUACAAAAAUCAAGCAUGCAGACAAAUACCACAGCGUCAUCAAUGCCGGUAUAA
Nicotiana attenuata is the source of this 699-nucleotide messenger RNA. RefSeq lists its product as uncharacterized. The transcript is spliced from 2 exons. Lineage: Eukaryota; Viridiplantae; Streptophyta; Magnoliopsida; Solanales; Solanaceae. The coding region runs from base 1 to 699 and encodes 232 amino acids. The record is from RefSeq and is a predicted model, not a curated record.